AUGAUUAAGCAACAGCGAAUCUCUCUCGCAGAUUAUUCCUAUCCUAUCAGUCUCUCUCUCUCUCUCUCUCUCUCUCUCUCUCUCUCUCUCUCUCUCCGUCUCCUUCCUAAUUUCUCUCGCUCUGUCUCCUUCCCAGUCUCUCUCUCUCACUAUCUCUCUUUCCAUCCCCUUCCUAGUUCUCUAUCUCUCUGUCUCCUUCCUAGUCUCUCUCUCUCCGUCUCCUUCCUAGUCUCUCUCUCCGUCUCCUUCCCAGUCUCUCUUUCUCCGUCUCCUUCCAGUCUCUCUCUCCCCUCUCUGUCUCUCUCCGUCUCUUUCCUAAUCUCUCUCUCUCUCUCCGUCUCUUUCCUAGUCUCUCCCUCCGUCUCCUUCCUAGUCUCUAUCUCUCUUCUUUCUCUCUCCAUCUCCUUCCUAGUCUCUCCCUCCGUCUCCUUCCUAGUCUCUCUUUCUCCGUCUCCUUCCAGUCUCUCUCUCCCCGUCUCCUUCCUAGUCUCUCCCUUCGUCUCCUUCCUAGUCUCUCUUUCUCCGUCUCCUUCCAGUCUCUCUCUCUCUCCCCGUCUCCUUCCUAGUCUCUCUGUCUCUCUCCGUCUCUUUCCUAAUCUCUCUCUCUCCGUCUCCUUCCUAAUCUCUCUCUCUCUCUCCGUUUCCUUCCUAUCUCUCUUUCUCCGCCUCCUUCUUAGUCUCUGUCUCGCAGGCUUCUAUCUAGUCUCUCUCUCUCUCUCUUUCCGUCUCCUUUUUAGUGUCUCUCUCUCUGUCUGUGUUUACUUCAUAGUCUCUCUCUCUCUUUCUCUCUCUCUCUCUCUCUCUCUUGCUCCCUGUUUAGGCCGGCGAUCGCUAGUUUUGAGACCAGAGAUAAAAGAACUUCAAUACGACAUGUCGACAUAUUCUAUCUAUCCAAUGGGGGUCACCCCCUCCCUUGCUUUCUCUUUUCAUUCUUUCUUGCUUCCUUUCCUUUCUCUUUCAUUCUUUCUUGCUUCCUUCCUUUCUCUUUCAUUCUUUCUUGCUUGCUUGCUUUCUCUUUCAUUCUUUCUUGCUUCCUUCCUUUCUCUUUCAUUCUUUCUUGCUAGCUUGCUUUCUCUUUCAUUCUUUCUUGCUUCCUUCCUUUCUCUUUCAUUCUUUCUUGCUAGCUUGCUUUCUCUUUCAUUCUUUCUUGCUUCCUUCCUUUCUCUUUCAUUCUUUCUUGCUAGCUUGCUUUCUCUUUCAUUCUUUCUUGCUUCCUUCCUUUCUCUUUCAUUCUUUCUUGCUUCCUUCCUUUCUCUUUCAUUCUUUCUUGCUAGCUUGCUUUCUCUUUCAUUCUUUCUUGCUUCCUUCCUUUCUCUUUCAUUCUUUCUUGCUUGCUUGAUUUCUCUUUCAUUCUUUCUUGCUUCCUUCCUUUCUCUUUCAUUCUUUCUUGCUUGCUUGCUUCCUUUCUCUUUCAUUCUUUCUUGCUUCCUUCCUUUCUCUUUCAUUCUUUCUUGCUUGCUUGCUUUCUCUCUUUCAUUCUUUCUUUCUGGCUUGCUUUCUCUCUUUCAAUCUUUCUUGCUUGCUUGCUUCCUUGCUUGCUUUCUCUCUUUCAUUCUUUCUUGCUUGCUUGCUUCCUUGCUUGCUCUCUUUCAUUCGUUCUUGCUUGCUUCCUUCGUUUUCUCUUUCAUUUUUUCUUGCUUGCUUGCUUUUUUUUUUCAUUUGUUCUUGCUUGCUUGCUUCCUUUUUUCUUUUUCUUCUUUCUUGCUUCCUUCCUUUCUCUUUCAUUCUUUCUUGCUUGCUUGCUUUCUCUUUCAUUCUUUCUUGCUUCCUUCCUUUCUCUUUUCAUUCUUUCUUGCUUGCUUGCUUUUUUCUUUCAUUCUUUUUUUUUCUGGCUUGCUUUCUCUCUUUCAAUCUUUCUUGCUUGCUUGCUUCCUUUUGCUUUCUCUCUUUCAUUCUUUUUUGCUUGUUUGCUUCCUUGCUUGCUCUCUUUCAUUCGUUCUUGCUUGCUUCCUUCGUUUCUCUUUCAUUCUUUCUUGCUUGCUUUUUUUUUUUCAUUUGUUCUUGCUUGCUUGCUUCCUUUCUCUUUCAUUCUUUCUUGCUUCCUUCCUUUCUCUUUCAUUCUUUCUUGCUUUGCUUUCUCUCUUUCAUUCUUUCUUGCUUCCUUCCCUUUCUCUUUCAUUCUUUCUUGCUUGCUUGCUUUCUCUUUUCAUUCUUUCUUUUCUUCCUUCCUUUCUCUUUCAUUCUUUCUUGCUUGCUUGCUUUCUCUCUUUCAUUCUUUCUUUCUGGCUUGCUUUCUCUCUUUCAAUCUUUCUUGCUUGCUUGCUUCCUUGCUUUGCUUUCUCUUUCAUUCUUUCUUGCUUGCUUGCUUCCUUGCUUGCUCUCUUUCAUUCGUUCUUGCUUGCUUCCUUCUGUUUCUCUUUCAUUCUUUCUUGCUUGCUUGCUUUUUUUUUCAUUUGUUCUUGCUUGCUUGCUUCCUUUCUUUUCAUUCUUUCUUGCUUCCUUCCUUUCUCUUUCAUUCUUUCUUGCUUGCUUGCUUUCUCUCUUUCAUUCUUUCUUGCUUCCUUCCUUUCUCUUUCAUUCUUUCUUGCUUGCUUGCUUUCUCUCUUUCAUUCUUUCUUUCUGGCUUGCUUUCUCUCUUUCAAUCUUUCUUGCUUGCUUGCUUCCUUGCUUGCUUUCUCUCUUUCAUUCUUUCUUGCUUGCUUGCUUCCUUGCUUGCUCUCUUUCAUUCGUUCUUGCUUGCUUCCUUCGUUUCUCUUUCAUUCUUUCUUGCUUGCUUGCUUUUUUUUCAUUUGUUCUUGCUUGCUUGCUUCCUUUCUCUUUCAUUCUUUCUUGCUUCCUUCCUUUCUCUUUCAUUCUUUCUUGCUUGCUUGCUUUCUCUCUUUCAUUCUUUCUUGCUUCCUUCCUUUCUCUUUCAUUCUUUCUUGCUUGCUUGCUUUCUCUCUUUCAUUCUUUCUUUCUGGCUUGCUUUCUCUCUUUCAAUCUUUCUUGCUUGCUUGCUUCCUUGCUUGCUUUCUCUCUUUCAUUCUUUUUUCUUGCUUGCUUGCUUCCUUUGCUUGCUCUCUUUCAUUCGUUCUUGCUUGCUUCCUUCGUUUCUUUUCAUUCUUUCUUGCUUGCUUGCUUUUUUUUUUUAUUUGUUCUUGCUUGCUUGCUUCCUUUCUCUUUCAUUCUUUUCUUGCUUCCUUCCUUUCUCUUUCAUUCUUUCUUGCUUGCUUGCUUUCUCUUUUUCAUUCUUUCUUGCUUCCUUCCUUUCUCUUUCAUUCUUUCUUGCUUGCUUGCUUUCUCUCUUUUCAUUCUUUCUUUCUGGCUUGCUUUCUCUUUCAAUCUUUCUUGCUUGCUUGCUUCCUUGCUUGCUUUCUCUUUCAUUCUUUCUUGCUUGCUUGCUUCCUUGCUUGCUCUCUUUCAUUCGUUCUUGCUUGCUUCCUUCUUUCUCUUUCAUUCUUUCUUGCUUGCUUGCUUUUUUUUUCAUUUGUUCUUGCUUGCUUGCUUCCUUUCUCUUUCAUUCUUUCUUGCUUCCUUCCUUUCUCUUUCAUUCUUUCUUGCUUGCUUGCUUUCUCUUUUCAUUCUUUUCUUGCUUCCUUCCUUUCUUUUCAUUCUUUCUUUUGCUUGCUUGCUUUCUUUUUCAUUCUUUCUUGCUUCCUUUCUCUUUCAUUCUUUCUUGCUUGCUUGCUUUCUCUCUUUCAUUCUUUCUUUUCUGGCUUGCUUUCUCUUUUUCAAUCUUUUCUUGCUUGCUUGCUUUUGCUUGCUUUCUCUCUUUCAUUCUUUUUUUUGCUUGCUUGCUUCUCUCUUUCAUUCUUUCUUGCUUGCUUCCUUUUUCUCUUUCAUUCUUUCUUUUGCUUUCUUUUUUUCAUUUGUUCUUGCUUUCUUCCUUUCUUUUCAUUCUUUCUUGCUUUCUUUUUUUUUUUCAUUCUUUCUUUCUUGCUUGCUUCCUUUCUAUUUCAUUCUUUUUUUGCUUGCUUGCUUGCUUUUUUUUUCAUUCUUGCUUGCUUCCUUCGUUUCUCUUUCAUUCUUUCUUGCUUGCUUUUUUUUUCAUUUGUUCUUGCUUGCUUGCUUCCUUUCUUUUCAUUCUUUCUUGCUUUCUUUUUUCUCUUUCAUUCUUUCUUUCUUGCUUGCUUCCUUUCUAUUUCAUUCUUUUUUGCUUGCUUGCUUGCUCUCUUUCAUUCGUUCUUGCUUGCUUCCUUCGUUUCUCUUUCAUUCUUUCUUGCUUGCUUGCUUUUUUUUCAUUUGUUCUUGCUUGCUUGCUUCCUUUCUCUUUCAUUCUUUCUUGCUUGCUUGCUUCCUUUCUCUUUUAUUCUUUCUUUCUUGCAUGCUUCCUUUCUUUCUUGCUUCCUUUCUCUCUUUCAUUCUUUCUUUCUUGCUUCCUUUCUCUCUUUCAUUCUUUCUUUCUUGCUUUCUUUUUUCUCUUUCAUUCUUUCUUGCUUGUUUGCUUCCUUUCUCUUUUUAUCGUCGUACUAUCUUUCUCUAUCGCUAUCUCUCUCCCGCACUAUCUCUAUCUCCUUUCUCUCUCUCUCUAUCUCUCUCCCCUUUGUCUAUCUCUCCCUCCUCUCUCUCUUUUAUUCCUCUCCCUCUUCCAUCACCGCCUUAGCUUCCUCUUAUAUACUCGCAAUUCUAUUCCUCUUCUUCUUCUUCUCCUUCCUCUUCUUCUUCUUCUUCCUCUUCUUCUUCCUCUUCUUCUUCUUCUUCUUCUUCUCCUUCCUCUUCUUCUUCUUCUUCCUCUUCUUCUUCCUCUUCUUCUUCUUCUUCCUCUUCUUCUUCUUCCUCUCCUUCUUCUUCUUCCUCUUCUUCUUCUUCUUCUGUUUCUUUUUCUUCUUCUUCUAA
Molecule: messenger RNA, 4755 nt
Organism: Acanthosepion pharaonis
Lineage: Eukaryota; Metazoa; Mollusca; Cephalopoda; Sepiida; Sepiidae
Source: the annotation of a GenBank genome assembly